AUGCCUCACGCCGCUCCGUCACGCUAUCCUCCCACAGCGACAUCCGACCUCGAAGCCGGCGCCGUCCUGAAACUCGGCGAAUUCCAAAACGAAGUCACCCUCAACCUAUCCGAAGCGCGAAUCAUUCUACAAAAGACCCUAGCGACCCGAGCAGCUCGCGGUGGCCACUACGAAGAGACCGAGACCACGGCCAAGACGCGCGACUACCUCGAGAUCUUUGCCGUCUUCAAAGAGCUGGCCGAAGCCCAACAAGUCGAAGGGAUUAUCAAUUCCUACGGCGAGAAUUUGGAACGGUUCGAGAAGAGCCAGCUGGGCAGCUUGGUGCCUACAUGCUCAGAUGAAGCUAAGGCAUUGAUUCCGAGUCUGGAGAGGAAGGUUGAGGACGGCGUUGUCACAGAGGCGGAGUUGGAGGGGAUUUGUAGGGAGUUGCAGAGGUUGAAGAGACAGGCACAGCUGUGA
This is a messenger RNA of Exophiala dermatitidis NIH/UT8656, 459 nucleotides long. Its product is annotated as DNA-directed RNA polymerase II subunit D. Gene Ontology annotation, biological process: mRNA export from nucleus in response to heat stress; nuclear-transcribed mRNA catabolic process, deadenylation-dependent decay; positive regulation of translational initiation. The coding region runs from base 1 to 459 and encodes 152 amino acids. The transcript has a single exon. Lineage: Eukaryota; Fungi; Ascomycota; Eurotiomycetes; Chaetothyriales; Herpotrichiellaceae. Gene Ontology annotation, cellular component: P-body; RNA polymerase II, core complex. Gene Ontology annotation, molecular function: nucleotide binding; translation initiation factor binding. The record is from RefSeq and is a predicted model, not a curated record.